GACUGACAGACAUUAUCCGUAGAUGGCCGAUGGGUAGCUCUCUCACUCUUUUUCACCAUAAACAAUGCAAGCCUUCUCGCCCUCCUUCGCCGUCUGUUCCUAUUUUCCGAUACGACGCUGUCGCAUCACCACCGCCUCUCCCCGCAAAUCCAACCUCAAGCGACUCACCUCCCGCGUCGUCCAACUCACUCGCCGACGACAGCUCCACCAGAUAAUGGAGGAGAUAGAGAUCGCUAGAGAACGGUACGGGAAGCUGAACACGAUAGUGAUGAACGCGGUGGUGGAGGCGUGUGUCCAUUGCGGCGACAUCGACUCUGCACUUAAGGUGUUCGACGAAAUGUCUAAGCCGGGGAGCUGUGGCGUUGAUACUGUCACAUAUGCUACACUUUUGAAGGUACUAUUUCUCUUUUUUCUUUUUUUGAAUUUGGAUGCCAUGGAUUUGAUAAUGUGUUUUGUUAUAAAGGGAUUGGGCGGGGCGAGGAGAAUCGAUGAGGCAUUUGAAGUGCUUGAAUCCGUUGAACGCGGUGUUGCUGUGGGAAGUCCAAAGUUGUCAGCACCUCUUAUUUUUGGACUGCUGAAUGCUUUGGUUGAAGCAGGAGAUUUACGCCGAGCUAAUGGACUUCUUGCACGGUAUGGUUUUCUGCUUCGAGAAGGUGGCAGUCUUUCGCUCAGAGUCUACAACUUAUUAAUGAAGGUUCUGCACUCACCUAUAUGGUUUGCUGCUUUUGAUUUUCAGGGAUGUAUUAAUUCAGGCCUUCCUCAGGGUGCGAUAGACAUGCACAACGAAUUAAUACGUCUAGGGUUGAAGCCUGAUAGGCUCACCUAUAAUACUCUAAUAUCUGCAUGUGUAAAAGCUGGGAAGUUGGAUGCCGCAAUGCAAUACUUUGAGGAAAUGAAGGAUGAAGCGCAGAAAUUUAGUGAUGCUGGUCUAUUCCCUGAUGUCAUCACCUAUAGUACAUUGCUUAAGGGUUUUGGGGAUUCCAAAGACAUCCUUAUGGUUCAUAAGAUUGUUUCAGAAAUGAAAACAUAUAUUGGUUUGUUCAUUGAUCGAACAGCAUAUACGGCAGCAGUUGAUGCUUUGCUAAAUUGUGACGCAAUAAAGGGUGCUUUAUGUAUUUUUGGAGAAUUACUAAAGCAGGCUGGUGGAAAUCCAGAGUUGCGACCCAAACCUCACCUCUAUCUUUCCUUGAUGCGUGCCUUUGCUGUUAGAGGAGAUUAUGACACAGUAAACAGUCUGCAUAAGCACAUGUGGCUAGAUACUGCUGGAACUAUCUACCCAAUGAUUCAUGAAGAAGCUGAUCAUCUUGUAAUGGAGUCAGCUUUAAAUGAUGGGCAGGUAGAUUUGGCCAAAAAUUACCUUGGAACCAUCAUUACAAGGUGGAAGAGAAUAGCGUGGACAAGUCGAGGAGGCAUGGUUGCUCUACGCACAGAGGCCUUGUUGGGAAACACAAAAUCGAUAUUGACUCCUUAUCUACUUCCUCAGGUAUUGGCUAGUGAUCCGAUUGAGAGUGUGAUGAUGCCCUUUGAAGCAGCUCGGCCACUUCUUGGGACUGUGAAGUUGAGUGAGGUGGCUAUGCGUUUCUUUAGAGAUUCAGCAGUGCCUAUCAUAGAUGACUGGGGUAACUGCAUUGGAGUAUUGCACCGUGAAGACUGUACAGAGUUGGAUGCCCCUCUUUCUUCAAUGAUGAGAAGCCCACCUCCCUGUGCGGUAACAACAACAUCGAUUGGCCAUGUGGUGGAUCUAAUUGUGAAGCACAGAUUCAAAAUGGUAGUCGUAGUAAACCAUAGCUCCUUGUUUGGUGGUACUGCAAAUUUGAGGGCUGUUGGUGUUUUUACAGCUGAGCAACUGUGUAAACUUGUCACACCAGUAUCAGAAACACCACGAUUGAAACCUUCUUUCUGUAGAAGUUUAACAAUGUGCUGUGUAUGAGACUAAUAUCCUCCUUGUAAAUACAAUUUUGUUAUAUAUUGUAGUGAAAACAUUUUUUCAAGGGUUUAGACUUUAUAAGCUAAA
Rosa chinensis is the source of this 2014-nucleotide messenger RNA. Its product is annotated as pentatricopeptide repeat-containing protein At5g10690. The record is from RefSeq and is a predicted model, not a curated record. Lineage: Eukaryota; Viridiplantae; Streptophyta; Magnoliopsida; Rosales; Rosaceae. The coding region runs from base 65 to 1930 and encodes 621 amino acids. The transcript has 11 exons. Gene Ontology annotation, molecular function: protein binding.